GAACAAGAACUGAAAAUUUAAGACGAAAUAAGGAGAAAGAAAUGUCGCUUUUUUUCCUUCUUUAAUCUCUAUAAAUACCUCCAUCACUCUCCCCCUUGUCUCCGAUUCUAGGGUUCCUUUUCUCUCCGGAUAGAUCAAUCGACCGAGUCCUUGGCGAUAGAUUUUAGUGUUCAUGCCGGCUUAGGGUUCCGGUGGUGGAGGGAUCGGAGAUGACGGACUUCCGGGAGAAGCAGGAGGAUGCCGGUUGGGAGUUCCGGCGGGGGCUGGAGGAGCUGGUCCGCGGCCACAUCGACGGCUGCAUGACCACCCUCGCCUCCUGCAGCUCCGCUGCUGACGAUGACGACGGCUUCUCCGCUGGCGGCGGCGGCGGAGGAGGAGGAGGAGAAGCCCCCGACCUCCUCGCCCGACGCCGCCGGCGGUCGGACCUCGAGGGGGACGACCUCGCGGAGUCGUCCGCCGCUGCUCGACGUCACUCCCGGAUACUCAGCCGGUGGGCCGCCCGCCAAGCUGAGGAGAUGAUCACCACCAUCGAGCGCGGGAACCGCGAGAGCGAGCUCAUGGCCCUCGCCGGGCUCCACACUGUGUCCAUGCUCGAUUCGUCGUUCCUCCGCGAGUCCCAGCGGGCCCAGUCUUCGGUCGAGCGCCCCGUGGCUGCCCGGGCCUCCUCCAUCCUCCAGCGGUGGCGCGAGCUCGAGUACGCCGCUGCGAGGGACCGGAGGAGCCCCACCGCGUCCGGCAACCACCGCCGGAGUGCGGCGGAGAGCCGGGGGACCUCCGAGGAUGCCAGCGAGAGUGAUGACAACGAGUACCGCCGGUGGGCUCAUGACCCAUUGGGUCCGGUCGGCAGGAGGAGGGAUGUGGGUUUGUUUGAUGAGGACGGCCGCCGGGGGUCGAGCAGGGAGCAAUCCCCUGAACUCGGGGACGGCGAGAGGGAGAGGGUGAGGCAGAUUGUUCGUGGAUGGACGACGGAGAAUGGGAUAACGGAUGCAGCGUCCCGGAUGUCACCGAGGAAUGAGAGCCCGAGGGGCGAGUGGCUCGGCGAGACGGAGCGCGAGAGGGUAAGGCUGGUGAGGGAGUGGGUGCAGAUGGCGAGCCAACAGAGGGACGCCCGGGCUAGCAGGAGGGAGGAGCGGGACCGGGACGUGUCGGCGACGGAUCACGAGGAGGGGCAGCCGGAGCCCGUCCGGAGGGACUUGCUGAGGCUACGUGGAAGGCAGGCUCGGCUCGAUCUGAUUAUGAGGAUUGUGAGGGAAAGGCAGAGAGAGCUUCAGGGUUUAUCCGAGCAUCGUGCUGUUUCGGACUUUCCUCACCGGAAUCGCAUUCAGUCAUUACUCCGAGGUAGAUUCUUAAGAAAUGGGGGAUCAACCGAGGAAGGGAGAGCACCAUCAGUUGCAGCAAGAGAAUUGGGUCUGCUGAGACAAUGCCAUCCUGUCUCUGGCUUGAGUGAAGGAUUUCGAUACAGACUUGAAAAUAUUGUCCACGGUCAAGUUAGCAGCCAUUGCGAUGCUUCGGUUAGUCAUUAUAUCAAUGGCUCUAGGAAUGAUCAACCUCAUAGCCAUAACAUCAGUGGCUCUAGAAAUGAUCAAUAUCAACCAAGUACUGAUGCAGAGGUGUCAAAUGUUAACCAUGACUCAUCUCAAUUUAAUAAUGAGAAUGCUGAGAUACAUGAAACAACAGAGACACAUGCAACAUCAGAAAUCGAAAACCACACACCAGAUGAUAAUAUAGACUGGCAAGAAUCUGUUACUCAACAGGUGACAUGGCAGGAAGAUGCAGAACAUGGGGAAAGGGACUGGCAACAGCCUUUUGAAGUUGGUUAUAGUGAAUGGCAUGAGGGAACCGGAGAAGAAUCUGAUGGGAACUGGCAGGAGAAUAUGGAACAGGAAUGGUCUCGUGAAACACCUGAAGAUGAAGAUGGAGAAGAUAGUAAUCUCCUAGAAGCAAAUGAGGAGUGGCAUGAGGAUUAUUCUCAAGAAAAUCUUGCAGACUGGCAGGAUGGACCUUCAGAUCCUCCAAGAGCUCUGCGAUCCAUUCCUAUUAGAAGAGUUAAUAGAUUUAUUCCACCUGAUGAUGACAACAUCUACAGCAUGGAGGUCAGGGAACUCUUGAGCAGGAGAAGUGUCUCUAAUCUUCUUCAAAGUGAGUUCCGUGAAAGUUUAGACCAACUGAUACAGUCCUAUAUUCAACGGCAAGGGCAUGCUCCCCUUGAUUGGGAUCUGCAAGGAACUAUGCCUGCUCCUGCUUCACUGGAGGAAGAUCAGGGCCAGCAGAGAGAUGAUCCAAGUCAGGGCCAGCAGGAAGCUAUUCCCAGGCCUCCACUUGUGCUGCCACCUCCACCUGUACCACCUCCACAACCACUAUGGCACUCAGAAUUGCAUCAUAAUAAUUGGACUCAACAGAGCAUGCAUCGUUCAGACAUCGAAUGGGAUAUGAUUAAUGAUUUAAGGGCUGAUAUAGGUAGGCUUCAGCAAGGGAUGAGCCAUAUGCAGCACAUGUUGGAGGCAUGCAUGGAUAUGCAAUUAGAGUUGCAGCACUCUGUUAGACAGGAAGUUUCAGCCGCUUUGAAUCGCUCUGUUGGAGAAGGCCGGCAUAUUUAAUCUACUUUGGAUAACGUGCCAUUCUAUAUGGCAUCAGAUUGAGGUUGGAGGUGGUCAAGCUGUUUGAGGCUUCAAUUAGAUCUAUUCGGAGCUCAUUUUUUGGAGCGGCGACUUGAUUGUUGGUAGUUUAAAGGUAAUAGUUCGGCCUGUUUCUAGAGCUUGUAUUUGUUGUGCGUGUGGGCAAACAUGUGGUCUUUAUUUUGAUUCGAUAUUUGGAUUGUGGUGGCUAGCUUUAUCAACAUCAACAUCGCUGCUUUUGCUACUACUAUUUGUCUCCAUAAGUUGAACAACACCUAUUAUCCAAAUUGAAAGUCUAUUGUCAAAAAUAAAUUUGAAAUCUAGGAAGGUAAUAUGGAUUCUCCAAGCUUCGAUAGAUAAAGAGAAUUAUCUCCAUAUCUAAGAUAAACAUGAGCCGAAGCAAGUGCAGGAUAUUUUUGUAGCCAUCUACUCAAGUUCAAGCAAGGUGAGACGUCUCAAACAAAAAUUGCUUAAAGAAUGUUUUCGGGUUCCAAGCUUCCUCGUAAAUCCAAAAGAAAAGCAGAAUUGGUUUAAAGAUGAAGAUUUGAAGCAGGAGGAGCUUGAUCAGUUAGAGGUUGGAUCAAGUUCGAAAGACUCAAAAAAGGAUAAGGUUGCUCAGCUUAAAAAUCAAUCAAGUCUAGAAAAAGAUAUCUAGAGCAAAAGAAGCUUGAUCAGAUGGAUAUUGGAUCAAGUUCAAAAGAGAUCGUGACUGAAGAACUAGUUGAUUUUGAAAUUGCUCAGGAAGACUUAAAGGAUGCUAUGGUUGAUCCAAUCGUAGAAAUUCAUAUUGAGGAGUUCAAUUAUGUGGAAGAGUCGUAUGUUCAAUCCAUUCGAGAUAUGCAUGUUUCUUUUGGAGACCUAUUCAGCCAUGCUAAUGAAGAGUUGCUUAAUUUUGAAUUAACUUCGGAGAUCGAGCAAUAAGAAGACAUGCUUGGUGGAGAUGAUUCAUAUUGUGCCUUAGUGUUCGAUAAGAUUUUUAGUGCCCAAGUUAAUUUUGAAGCUACUUCAGAGUUUAAACAAUCAAAAGACUAUGCAUGAGAAUUUGAUUUCAUAUGUGGAAGCCAAUUGUGUGCAAAUACAUGGAGCUGCUCAACUCAAGGCAUAUGAAUAUAGCCAAAGUUUUGUUAUUGAUUAUACUUAUUUGCAGGCGAUAUCUGAUGCUCUAUUGAGCAGUGAUUACUAAUGGCUACUGGAUGUUCAUUGGUACAAGUUGGAUGGCUUAUGGAAUCUUGACAUAGUGGAUGUGGAGUCAAUGCUAAGAGGAGGUAUUGCAGGAUAUUGUCGAUCUCAGCAUAUGUAUCAAAUGAGACAAGCUAAUGAAGGUGUUUUUGUUUGAGCCAAUAAAGAAGCUGCAUUGUUUGAUUAUUGGUUCGACAAGUUGUUGCAUGUUGCUGUUGCUGCAGCAAUCAAGGUUCGCCGUACCGGGUCCGGUAGGCAUACCGAUCGCCUACUUGACUGGUAUGGUUCUGGUUCGUUCCAAAACUGGCCGGUACGAACCGGCCAGCUUUUCCCCGUCGGAGCCAGGGAAGACGAAGAG
Molecule: messenger RNA, 4152 nt
Organism: Phoenix dactylifera (date palm)
Lineage: Eukaryota; Viridiplantae; Streptophyta; Magnoliopsida; Arecales; Arecaceae
Source: RefSeq, a predicted model, not a curated record